This is a messenger RNA of Paramisgurnus dabryanus, 1311 nucleotides long. RefSeq names its product C3a anaphylatoxin chemotactic receptor-like. Gene Ontology annotation, molecular function: G protein-coupled receptor activity; complement receptor activity. Lineage: Eukaryota; Metazoa; Chordata; Actinopteri; Cypriniformes; Cobitidae. The record is from RefSeq and is a predicted model, not a curated record. Gene Ontology annotation, cellular component: plasma membrane. Gene Ontology annotation, biological process: phospholipase C-activating G protein-coupled receptor signaling pathway; positive regulation of cytosolic calcium ion concentration; complement receptor mediated signaling pathway.
AUGGUGUAUGGCCAACAACCUCCUUCUCAACAGUUCAAAGAACUCAUAAUAGACUUCAGGAGAAAGAAGACCGAGAUCCCACCCUUAAUGAUCAGCAGGGAGUGUGUGGAAAGGGUGGCAGACUUCCACUUCCUGGGAAUCCACAGAGGAGAGUCUAUCCUCUACUGUACAGCGGCUCAGAGGAGCACUCUAAAGGGUCAUAAACACCACACAAAAGAUUGUGACCUACACAGCUCCCGCUGUCACAAAAGAGCACAGAACAUUAUAAAAGACGCAUCACACCCCGGCCCCAGUUUGAACUGUUACCUUCAGGCAGACGAGGGCACACCUUUGGGACCUCUUAACCACACUAAUGACACAGCAUACACAAAGCCAAAUAUUGAAAUCUUUAAGAUGUGCAUUUAUUUUGUUAUCUUGGCCAUAGGUGUCAUUGGAAAUGGACUUGUCAUCUUUGUGACCGGCUACAAAAUGAAGAGGACAGUCAACUCCAUUUGGUUUCUCAACUUGGCAAUUGCAGACAUCCUUUACAUUUUGUUCUUGGUUUGCAAAGUGUUUGUGAUUUUUUCAAACUACACCUGGCCAUUUGGUAACUUCAUGUGUAAAUGUGUUUUCUUUGCGAGGAAUUUAAAUAUGUCUGCAAGUGUUUUCUUUCUGACAGUUAUCAGUGUGGAUCGAUGUCUGUGCACAUGGUUUGUUGUUUGGGCUCAGAACAAACGAAUUUUAGUCAAAGCCAGAAUCAUCAGUGUAUUUGUGUGGAUUUUAGCCAUCUGCUGCAGCAUCCCUUCUAUCUAUAUCUCUCACUGGAUAUGGACAUAUAAGGGAAUUAAAUGUGUCUACACUGUUGACAAAGAAACAGUCACAGCCAAGUUUGUGGUGGGAUUUCUAAUUCCAUUCUUAAUCAUUGUAUCUUCAUACAUAGCUAUAAGUGUUCGGGUGAAACGUAUGAAAAGAGGAAAGCAGCUUCGGCCUUACCGGAUCAUAUCUGUGAUUCUGGCUUUUUUCAUAUGCUGCUUUCCUUAUCAUGUACAUAGUUUGUGUUUAAUAAAUGCAGUGAAGUAUAACUGGAGUUCCGCUAGAGAGAAACUUAAUGCUGCAUUUCCUUUUGUAGACUGUCUGGUUUAUGUAAACAGUUGUCUGAACCCCAUUCUCUAUGUGUUCAUGUGUGAUGAGUAUAAGAAGAAACUUAAAAAGUCUCUCUUGCUGGUGUUUGAGGGGGCUUUUACUGAAGAGCAUUUGAGAUCAACUCCACUUCCUCAAAACUCUCAGUGUCAGCAGGUACUACGUGUUCAGACAGAAGAAACAACCAUCUGA